GCUCUGAAUGGGCUGCGUGACAGAUGACAGCAGUGGAGGAGAGCGUGCUGCAGACCUGGAAGACCAGCCUGGAUGCCUCCGACCCGGAGCUGCACUACGAGGAGGAGGAGGAGACGGAGGAGGCAGAGCUCUCUGACACCAGCAGCAUCCUCUCCGACGACUCCGUCUACCCCUGCUACGAGCCCGCCCCGGACGCGGAUGGUGGGCAGGUGCUCACCUUCUACCAGUGCUGUGCCAGGAACAACGCCAAGCUGCUGCAGGAGACGCUGGCGCGUGGGGUGAGCCGGGAGGAGGUCACGGAGCUGGAUAUCAACGGGAGGAAUGGGCUCAUGGUGGCCUGCUUCAAGGGCUUCAUGGACAUUGUGACCCUGCUGAGCAAAUGCCCCUACGUAGACAUCAAUCACCAGGAUAACGACGGGAACACGGCCCUCAUGAUCGCUGCUCAAGCAGGACACGUCACGGUAGUUAACUAUCUCCUGAACUACUACCCCAUGGUGGAGAUCGAGAAGCGGGAUGUACGGGGCCUGACGGCGCUCAUGAAGGCGGCAGUGCAGGGGCGGAAGGAGUGCGUCACCGCACUGCUCCUGGCAGGAGCUGACCUGACAGCGGUGGAUCCUGUCCGGAGGAAGACAGCCCGGGAGUGGGCAGGUCUGACUGGGCGCUUCGAGACCAUUGUGCAGAUCCGGAGCAUCCUGCAGCGGCCCCGAGCCGAGCAGUUCAGUGACCAGUACCAGCCCGAGUGGCCGGCACUGCCCGAGUUGGUGGCCAAGGCACUGGCCACUAAAUCCAGGUGCAAGAGGCUGUUGGAGAAGAUCUGCUCCACCUUCAGCAUCAACCUCCCGCAUGACCCCGAGGCGGACGGGGUGAUGGACCACAUGGUCCGGAUGACCACAUGCCUGGCCAGCCCCUUUGUGGCUACGGCCUGCCAAACCAUUUGCCCCGGGAGCCCCCCCGAGGUGGGCAAGCGGAGGCUGUCAGUGCCGGAGAUCCUCAAGGAGUACACGCCGGAUCCUGAUGCCAAGUCCGAGCCCGACUCAUCCUCCUGCAACGGCCAGGCUGGGUCAGAGACCCGCGUCCUGGUCCCGUACCGGAGCCCCUCCGGCAUGCUGAGCUUCCUCCCCCUGCGGCUACUGCGCAGGAACAGCGUCUUCCCCGGGGGCCACAUCCCCAAAAUCAAACUGGUCAAGGCCACCUUCCCCCCGGCCUGCCAGGAGAAGCCGCCGCGGUCGCGGAAAAACAAGAACACGCUGGAGCUGCCCAAGUGGAAGUACAAGGAGCUGAAGGAGGAGAAGAAGAAAGCGGCUGAGGCGGAGGAGAAGCAGAAGGAGACGACGAUGAAAACGAAGACGAGCAAAGGGAAGAAGUCAUAGGGGAGGGGGGUGCUCCUAGGAUGGCAGCUGGCCAUGGGGGUCAGGCCCCAGGGACGCCUCCAGGACACGCUCGCCCUGUCUGCUGUUUGGGG
Messenger RNA from Terrapene triunguis (Three-toed box turtle), 1462 nucleotides. RefSeq names its product ankyrin repeat domain 33 (gene ANKRD33). The coding region runs from base 24 to 1370 and encodes 448 amino acids. The transcript has 4 exons. Lineage: Eukaryota; Metazoa; Chordata; Testudines; Emydidae. The record is from RefSeq and is a predicted model, not a curated record. Gene Ontology annotation, molecular function: protein binding.